Messenger RNA from Lepisosteus oculatus (spotted gar), 3393 nucleotides. It is a transcript of the gene nfatc1, whose product is annotated as nuclear factor of activated T cells 1. Gene Ontology annotation, biological process: cytokine production; regulation of transcription by RNA polymerase II; calcineurin-NFAT signaling cascade. The record is from RefSeq and is a predicted model, not a curated record. NCBI's taxonomy places the organism in Eukaryota, Metazoa, Chordata, Actinopteri, Semionotiformes, Lepisosteidae. Gene Ontology annotation, cellular component: transcription regulator complex. Gene Ontology annotation, molecular function: transcription factor binding; RNA polymerase II cis-regulatory region sequence-specific DNA binding; DNA-binding transcription factor activity, RNA polymerase II-specific.
GUCACUGAAAAUCUCAAUUACAUUAUCACGAGAGACAGCAAAACACUCCAAACCAUUCCUUGUCUUUUAAGAGAGGCAGCCACUCCGCUAAACUUCCCUGCAGCCGCUAUGCCCAUACAUAUCCCCUGUUCUUAAAUAUCAGUCUUUUACUGUCACUUGGACUGAAGGCAUUUUUUUACUGUUUUUUUAUUCUAAGAUUUUUUGGAGUUUUUGUAAGCCUUAACUUUCCUAUUUAAAAAAAGAACAAUAUUUUUAGACUUCUUUAGUAGAAACGGGAUCUCGGAAACUAUACCAAUCCUUUGAGACAUUGUUACUACCGAGAAAGGAGACCUGCCGCUGAUUGAAUGCAGGAUAAUAGCUAUCUGAGUGUCUCUUCAAAGUUCACCUUCGGACCACUCUUUUCUUCAUCUGUAGGAAAGGAAACUUUGGAAUUGCAUUUAUUCCCGCCCUACACCACCAUGAAAUCUGCUGAGGAAGAGGCUUUCAGCUAUGCCCCAAACGUCAGCCUUACUCUUCCACUCAGCAUGGGGAACCCUUGCCUCUCAACGCCUUACCACAACCUCCAGUCCAGCCCGGUUAUCUCUGUGUCUUCCAACCAUCAGCUUGGCUAUGGUGGUCACGAGGAUAAUGGAGCCCCUGGUUACUAUCUGUCCCCUAGCAUCAGGCCAAAUGGAGCUCCAGCCUUGGAAAGCCCUCGGAUUGAAAUCACACCCUACACUGGGCUGCACCAUGGCAACCAGUUCCCUGAGGAUGAGAUCGAAGAGAGCAUGCCCAACAAGCGGGGCAAUUCCAUUGUCACACUGACCCUGCCAAAUGCGGACAACUACAGGGAUCCCAGCUGUCUGAGCCCCGCCAGCAGCUUGUCCUCCCGGAGCUGCAACUCGGAAGCCUCGUCCUAUGAGUCAAACUUCUCCUACAACUAUGACAACUCCCCCCAGAACUCGCCCUGGCAGUCCCCUUGCGUGUCUCCCAAGGGCACAGCCCAGGAUGAGCGUUUUCACCAGGGGCUGGUGCCGUGCCCUCUUGUAGCCUCCCCAAGGCACUCGCCCUCCACCUCCCCGAGGACCAGCAUCACUGAAGAGAGCUGGACAGGCAAUCGGAGUCCCAGGCCCUCCUCGCCCUGCGGCAGCAAGAGGAAGUACAGCUUCAAUGGUGUCCCCUGCAGGCACCCCUCUUACUCUCCCAAUCACUCCCCAACACCCUCACCCCAGAACUCCCCACGGGUCAGUGUGACAGAUGAGACCUGGCUGCCUAAUACCAACCAGUACACAAACUCAGCUAUUGUAGCUGCCAUCAAUGCCCUGACCACUGAUGGGGUUACAGACCUUGGGGAAGGAAUCCCUGUGAAGUCGAGGAAAACCAUGAUGGAUCACAGCCCCACCAUGAGCCUCAAGGUGGAGCCAGGCGGAGAGGACCUAGGUUCUGGGGAGCUUCCCCAAGAGGACUUCUCUAAUCCACGCUUACCCUUCAAAAAAGAAAGCUUCUGCGGGGACUUCUUGGUCGUGCCCCCUGCCCCUUACAGCUGGAACAAGCCAAAACCUUAUAUCAGCCCCUCCCUGCCAGCCCUCGACUGGCAGCUGCCAUCCUGCUCCGGUGCUUACAGCCUGCAGAUUGAGGUGCAGCCCAAAUCCCAUCAUCGCGCUCAUUAUGAAACGGAAGGAAGCCGAGGUGCAGUAAAGGCACUGGCAGGAGGGCAUCCUGUGGUGCAGCUCCACGGUUAUAUGGAAAGCGAGCCGCUCACCCUGCAGCUCUUCAUCGGGACGGCAGACGACCGCCUGCUGCGCCCGCACGCCUUCUACCAGGUCCACCGCAUCACGGGCAAGACUGUCUCCACCGCCAGCCACGAGGUCAUGCUCUCCAACACCAAGGUGCUGGAGAUCCCGCUGCUGCCCGAAAACAACAUGCGCGCCAUAAUCGAUUGUGCUGGAAUCCUGAAGCUCCGCAAUUCUGAUAUUGAGCUCCGAAAGGGGGAAACAGAUAUUGGGCGCAAGAACACUCGAGUGAGGAUGGUCUUUCGCGUGCACAUCAACCAGCCCAAUGGCCGGACUGUCUCUUUGCAGGUGGCAUCCAACCCCAUUGAGUGCUCUCAGAGAUCUGCCCAGGAGCUGCCUCUGGUGGAGAAACAGAGUGUGGACAGCUACCCCGUGACUGGAGGGAAAAAGAUGGUUCUGAGUGGACACAACUUCCUGCCCGACUCCAAAGUGGUGUUUGUGGAAAAAGCCCCAGAUGGCCACCAUAUAUGGGAAACAGAAGCAAAAGUUGACAAGGACUCGUUCAAGUCUACUACAUUGGUGGUGGAGAUUCCCUCAUACCGCAAUAAGGGCUUAACCAGCCCUACCCAGGUGAAUUUCUAUGUCUGCAAUGGGAAAAGGAAGAGAAGCCAGUACCAGCGCUUCACCUACCUUCCAGCGAACGUUCCAAUAAUAAAAACAGAACCGAAUGAUGACUACGAGUCCACCCAGCUGUGUGGACCGGUGGCCUCUGGACUGAACGCGCACUCGAAGUCGUACUACAACCAGCAAGUGUUGACCUCCAUGAUACCCCCGGACCCCGGCUCUUGUCUGGUGGCCAGUUUCCCUUCCUGUCAGCAGAGACACAUGGUGAUGCCACCUUCCUCUCCGAGCUCCAGCCCCAAACUCCACGAUCUCUCUCCCUCCGCCUACUCAAAAUGCCUUUCUGGUGGGCAGAACCAGUUGGCUUCCCUUCAGCAACCCACAGCAGGCGUGGCCACAAUCCAGGAGGUGCCCAGUCGGUCAGUGGUGGUACACCCGAGCUCUCCCGAUCAAUCAUCUCUCAUCAUGCUGCAGCCCCAGGAGCCAUCAUACGCCCAGGCCUACAGUCCGCCACAGCCUGUUGCCAUGGGGCAACCACUGCCCAAAACACAGAGAAAUGGCUCUCCCACAGAGCAGCCAGGGCCACUGCCGCUGCUGCAGGAAGAGAGCAGUCAGCAUUCUCUGCCUGUCACAGUCAAGCAAGAGCCCCAGGAUCUGGACCAGAUGUACUUAGAUGAUGUAAAUGAGAUAAUAAGGAAUGACCUCUCCAGCAUUUCUGUCCAUGGCCAUGCAUAGCUGUGUGGGAUCUCCACCAACCGGACUCUUAGCACAGUCAGCUUGGAGGCAGGAGGACAGGACAACAUUUCGAAGCACAGCUUUCACAGCAACAAGGGACUGAUAUCUCCCAUACCCGUGACUGAAGAAUCAAAUUUCCAAACAAUUCACAAAUGACAUUUACUGUGUCUGUGGAGAAGGUAUUUUGGCCUGACAAGUUUCCCCUCCAUUGCAGUGUCAAUGUCAAUGAAUGUCAAUGAAGGCCUUAACUCCAAGAAACAACAACAAUAAAAAAAAACAGAAUACCCAUUGCCUUAAAAAUAAUGAUCUUCCAAGGACCAAGAAC